This is a messenger RNA of Cryptococcus amylolentus CBS 6039, 1341 nucleotides long. RefSeq lists its product as hypothetical. The transcript is spliced from 2 exons. The record is from RefSeq and is a predicted model, not a curated record. NCBI's taxonomy places the organism in Eukaryota, Fungi, Basidiomycota, Tremellomycetes, Tremellales, Cryptococcaceae. Bases 26 to 1186 code for a protein of 386 amino acids.
AAUAAAUCAAUCCUCAACCCUCAGCAUGACUAGUAUCUGGCGUCGCAAACGUAAAUCUGCCGCCGGGCCUUCUUUCCCGCAGAUCAUGCGGCUGUGGCGGUACUUGACUUACAACCCAUUCCCCAGCAGUCCCCAACGCCUCCCGGAAGACGUCAUGUACGUCCUCUUAGGACACGUCGGCGCCACCUUUGUGCGCGUCUCCCGCUCCUUCCACAAGAGACUCAUUCCCUUCCUUUACACAUCGCCGACGCUUACCCAAUGGAAUAUUUUCGGCUUCUUCUACCCGCUCUGCUUUUAUGACCACACAAUCCACAAAAUGGAUGACGAUGAGAGGGAACGAUGGUGGCAAGGAGACCUAGCGGACAAAAAGUCGGCAGUUGCGAGAAGGCUGGCUAUGCCGGGACAUGUGCAGCGCGUCAGCUUUGAGGAUCAUGUCGCUGCAAGGUUAUGCGGGUUCGCGCUCUCUGGGUUUCUUGCCCAGGGUCUUGACAGCCCGCCCAUGAAAUGGUACGGGCACACAUCCAGCAGCCAAGACCACUCUUCUCCUGCCCGGCGCCUCCUCUUCUAUGGCCGCGCUCUCACCAUCGUGCACCUCUCCCACAAGUUUUUAGGAGGCUUAGUAUGGUCCGACUUGCAUGACCACGAUCGACGGGUCCAGAUAUUUGAAUCGAUGCUGGGGCCUUUUGGGGCGCUGUCAAUCCAACAGCCAGAAUAUUUACGGGGACCGGAUGGGUUUCAUUACUUGUACGUGCCAAUUUAUCUGGCACCAAUCUGCCAAAGGGUUAAGCCCCUCUUGCUGGUGAUCAACGACUACAACAAUAUCAACCUCGCCAGGAUACUGUCUCCCUCCCAACGCGGUAUUGCCAUUCGCCUCGGGGGCAGUACGGUCUCUUGGUCGAUUGCACAAACGGAUGAAGUUGUCGAGUUCUUGUCACAGCACAUGAAACUCACGCGCGAGCCCCUCUUCUACAUCAUAUAUAACUUUUUGAUGGAUGAGGCGAGCUACGACCACUCUAACGGCGAACGAGUCAGAAACUUGAUCCUCAACCGUGCUUUCGAGGCGGCCUCCCAAUCGCCUCAAGAGAGGAUCGUGAGGCUGGAGGUCAUAAUGCAAAGCCCUCAGUCGGAUACUGUUACGGCAGAGAGGAUGAGGUAUGAUCUAGUUGAGCUGAUGAAGAAAGGUUGAGGGACAGAUUGUAGCUUCGGGGCGACCACGGGUAUCUUGUUGACUGAUAAGGGCAGUUAGUCUAUCAACUCCAUCUACUUGAUAUAACACUAUGCUAGCUGUAUGGAAGGUUCUGAUAUGUUCUUAUAUACCUGGCUUCGCAUACCCUACUGUGC